Molecule: messenger RNA, 630 nt
Organism: Fonsecaea nubica
Lineage: Eukaryota; Fungi; Ascomycota; Eurotiomycetes; Chaetothyriales; Herpotrichiellaceae
Exons: 3
Coding region: 1-630 (209 amino acids)
Biological process (GO): positive regulation of transcription by RNA polymerase II
Molecular function (GO): protein dimerization activity; DNA-binding transcription factor activity, RNA polymerase II-specific; RNA polymerase II cis-regulatory region sequence-specific DNA binding
Source: RefSeq, a predicted model, not a curated record
AUGGCGGACAUCACCGAUCCCACUGCCAGCCUUGAGCAUCCUUCUCCCGGCGAUGAUCUUGCCGGCAAUGGCGUCGACUCCCGAGGCACCAAGCGACCAAGAGCGUCCAUGGCUGGGGAGGAUGACGAUGACGAUGACGAGAAGGGUGGCCGAGAACGCAGAAAGAUUGAGAUCAAGUUCAUCCAGGAUAAAUCGCGUCGCCACAUCACCUUCUCCAAGAGAAAGGCCGGUAUCAUGAAGAAGGCUUACGAACUGUCGGUGCUCACCGGCACUCAAGUUCUCUUGCUGGUCGUGUCAGAGACUGGGCUCGUGUACACGUUCACUACUCCUAAACUGCAACCCCUCGUCACCAAGGCCGAAGGAAAGAAUCUCAUCCAGGCGUGCUUGAACGCUCCUGAACCCUCCGGCAACGAGAAUGGUGUCGACGCCGCUGACGAUGUCGCCUCACCUGACGAUGUCCCAUCCAUGCCUCCUGCUGCUGCGGGCGUACCUCGACCUGCCCCCCAUGCUGGAUAUGGCAUGACUCCCGAACAACAACAGCAAGCCCUGUACUACCAACAACUGCAACAGCAGAACCAGAGCGGCCAGUAUGGCGGCAUGCCACAGAUGCCUCAACAUCAACGCGCAUAG